AUUCUGGAAGUCAAGAGAGUUCCUAGGUUUCCUCACUCUAUGAUUCUUGAAGGUGGAGCCAUUCAUGUAGAUGGAGAAGGGACUUGUCUUGCCACUGAGGAGUGCCUCUUGAAUAAAAACAAGAACCCUCAUUUCACUAAAGAGCAAGUUGAGGAUGAACUUAAAGCAUAUCUUGGAGUCAAGAAGAUUAUUUGGUUGCCUCAUGGAUUAUUUGGUGUUGUGAUGCUCAGUAACUUGAAUUGCAACCUAGUCCUUUCGAGCAAUGGGCUCAUGCCAAGUGAUGCUGAUAGUAAUGGUCAUAUUGACAACUUGUGCUGUUUUGUGAAGCCUGGUGUGGUUUUGUUGUCCUGGACUAGUGAUGAAUCAGAUCCUCAGUAUGAGCGAUCUGUGGAAUCCUUUUCUGUUCUCUGUCAUGUUACCGACGCUAAAGGUAGAAAACUAGAAAUUAUUAAACUCCAUGUACCUGGGCCACUUUACAUGACAAAUGAAGAGGCAGCAGGACUAGGUAAACAUGAUUCUUAG
This is a messenger RNA of Camellia sinensis, 522 nucleotides long. NCBI's taxonomy places the organism in Eukaryota, Viridiplantae, Streptophyta, Magnoliopsida, Ericales, Theaceae. The record is from RefSeq and is a predicted model, not a curated record.